CCGCGUUCACUCCGCCAAAUCCUCCUCCUCCUCUUCCUCCUCCUCUCCUCCGCCCCAACGACCAGACCAAGUGGUCUCCCUCACAACCUCCUACUCAUACUCGUCUACUCAUAGCUGCGGACAAACAGGCCCAUGGUCCGAUGAGCCGGGGACAAGAUUGCUUUGCGAUGCUCCAUCUAAGCAGUCCCUCAUCCACGUUUAUUUGCCUGUGAUCAGCUCCGAACACGGACCUCGCCAACAACGAACUUUAAGCGAGCUGCCUUUCUUCUCCUUCCCUUCCCCACGACUAGAGCGACCAAGCGAUAAGCUACUGCGAUGCAUAUUAUAAAGCCAGUCUGGCUGACACAUGGGGGCGAGAGAAAGGAUUUUGAAGUAUAUAGCUGCGAUGUAUCUCCCGAUGGAUCUCGCUUGGUCACAGCGGCUGGAGAUGGUUAUGUUCGGAUCUGGUCUACGGAAGCGAUUUGCAAUACAGAGGACCCGCAGCAUGCCAGUAAGCCGAAGCAGCUGGCUUCCAUGAGCAAUCACUCCGGCACGAUUCACACGGUCCGAUUUUCGCCCAACGGGAAAUACUUGGCGUCGGGGGCAGAUGACAAGAUUGUGUGCAUAUACACGCUGGAUGCCAACCCUCCAUCUCAUGCGUCAACGUUCGGGUCCAACGAGGCACCCCCUGUGGAGAAUUGGCGCACCAUCCGAAGAUUGAUCGGCCACGACAACGACGUUCAAGAUCUAGGCUGGUCGUACGAUUCUUCCAUUCUGGUCUCCGUUGGCUUGGAUUCCAAGGUCGUGGUAUGGUCGGGACACACAUUCGAGAAGCUCAAGACCCUGUCUAUCCACCAGAGCCAUGUCAAGGGGAUCACAUUCGACCCCGCAAACAAAUACUUCGCUACGGCGAGCGACGAUCGCACGGUUCGCAUUUUCCGAUUCACGUCGCCUGCUCCUAAUUCCACCGCCCAUGACCAAAUGAACAACUUCAUUCUCGAACAGACCAUUACUGCACCCUUCUCGAAUUCGCCUCUCACCGCAUAUUUCCGUCGUUGCUCGUGGUCGCCCGAUGGUAUGCAUAUUGCGGCCGCGAAUGCGGUCAACGGCCCCGUGAGCUCUGUCGCGAUUAUCAAUCGGGGGACAUGGGACGGUGACAUCAACCUCAUUGGGCACGAAGCGCCUGUCGAAGUGUGCGCUUUUUCUCCGCGACUUUACUCUCCGGAGCCGAUCAACAAGCAAGCCGUGGAUAGCCAAGGUCAUGCGGUGCACAACGCCGUUACCGUCAUUGCUUGCGCAGGAGGGGAUAAGUCCCUUAGUAUCUGGAUCACUAGCAAUCCCAGACCGAUUGUGGUAGCGCAAGAACUAGCUGCCAAGUCGAUAUCUGAUUUGGCCUGGAGUCCGGACGGGAAGUGCCUCUACGCGACUGCGCUCGACGGUACGAUUCUUAUGGUUCGGUUUGAAGACGGCGAUCUCGGAUAUGCAAUGGAAAUGGAAGAGAACGAGAAGUCGCUCACCAAGUUCGGCACUAAUCGCCGAGGCGCGGGUAUUGCAGAGACUACGGAUGGUCUACUGCUGGAGGAGAAGAGCAAGGCUGGAGAAAUCAAGGGCGUCGAAGGUCGCAUGGGGGCUCUGAUGGGCGACGACCACACAACAGCCGAGGCCACGGCCAAUGGAAAACCGGCGCCAGCACAGUCGAAUGGCGUCACCACAACUGCUGCUCCAUCACCCGCUUCAGAUGCCCAAAAGGACCAGCCCAAUGGUACAGCAACGACAACAGCGGCACCGGAGCCGGAGAAGCCUGAUCCUUAUCAGGCCAAACUCGAGAGGUUGAAGCAGCGUCCCACAUAUACGAAGGAUGGAAGAAAGCGGAUAGCUCCUCUCUUAGUGUCUGGAGCUGGCGCUGCCGAAUCAUCCCUCCCCCAGUCUCGAUUAAUGGCAUCAGUCAGCAGUCAAGUCAAGGCUGAUACCCCGCAAUCGAUUCUCGAUCUUUCAAAGCCUUUCGACGGGCUACCCAAGGGCGGGCUCCCAGCGAUGAUUCUCGGAAACAAGCGCAAGCUCGCUCAGCUUGAGGGUGACGAUGAUGGGCAUAUCGAGAAGCGUGUGGCUCUGGCGAGCCAGAACGGGGCGACCCCGAUUCUUGCUCACACGCCUGACGGCCUGCUACCUGCGCAGACCCAGCCCGCACCAGAAGGCCAGCAACAAACGCCAGAAUAUAUACGGCCUGCAGUCACGAAUCCUUGCAUGGCCAUGAGCCAGCUCCGGCUAGCUGUUCCCAAAAUUCGAAGUCACAUCCUACGGGCUAUCGACCCUACAGGCAAACCCACGGAGCCCCCGGGCACAUCCAGCGAGUCUAGCAAAUCACGAGUGGAUGUUAUCUUUGAAGCCCGCAACCCGUCCCCGGCAAGCUUGACUGGACGGGUCGUUGACCGAGAACCCGUUCGCCUCACCUUGUUCCGUGGUGAGCAGCCCUUGUGGCAGGAUUACCUCCCGCGCCCUGUUUUGCUGGUGACAGGUAAUCAGAGCAUGUGGGCUGCAGCCUGCGAGGAGGGGUCUGUGUACAUCUGGACUCCAGCUGGGCGUCGCUUAGUCAGUGCGCUGGUGCUAGAAGCACAACCAGUAAUUCUCGAGUGCAAUGGUCCGUGGAUUCUCUGCAUCACGGCUGUGGGGAUGUGCUACGUCUGGAAUGUGAAGCACCUCUCCUCGCCCCAUCCGCCCAUCUCCCUUCAGCCGGUGCUGGAUGCGGCCAUUCACACCUUGGGUACUCAGCCCACGACUGCUCCCGCAAUCACCAAUGCUCGAAUCAACUCCGAAGGGCGGAUAGUAGUCGCAUUGACGAAUGGUGAGGGGUACUCCUAUUCCCCGUCCAUGUACACAUGGCAGCGGAUCUCAGAGAGCUGGUGGGCCGUCGGCAGUCAGUAUUGGAACACCACAGAUGCUCCUGUGGGCAACCUUCAAGCGGCCGAUGCGCAGCAGGAUAAGGCCGCCAAGGCAGCAGUGUCCGCCGGUAUUGUACCGUUCUUAGAACGCAAUACAACCAACGAGACGUUGCUGCGGGGUCGUGCGUACUUCCUGCAGCGGCUGAUCAAGGUCCUACUUUCACGCGAGGGCUACGAAAGCUUUGAGUCCAGCGUAUCCAUCGCUCACUUGGAGAAUCGCGUGGCUGCCGCGCUCUCUCUGGGGGCCAAGGAUGAAUUCCGUCUUUACCUCUCGAUGUACGCCAAGCGUUUAGGCGCGGAAGGGCUGAAGAUGAAGGUGGAGGAGCUCCUCAAAGGCCUGAUCGGUGGUCUGUUUGAGGAGGAUGACACGGGUAGCGUUCGUCGUUUGCAGGACAAUGAGCAAGAGGAUCGAAAUUGGCGCGAGAGCUCCGAGACGCUCUGUGGCUGGCCACGGGAAGUGUUGCUCAAGGAAGUGAUACUGUCGCUCGGCAAACAUCGGGAUCUCCAGCGGGUGACGGUGCCAUAUGCGAAACUGCUGGGGAUGGUGGACAACGAAUCGGAAGUGGGCGAUGCCAUGGAGACGUAGACUUCUUUCCUUGCAGCAGCUUUCAAACCGAUGAUUGCGUUUGGCGUUCUGUUGGCGUUGCGUAGUCAAAUUCACUCCAUACCGAUCGGGGACGGAUGGAUGUAUGCAUGCAUGGGACUGAGGGAGGGCUUCUUUUUCUUUCAUUUAAGCAUCAUGCGGAUCGCGCUUGCAAUGUUAUGUACUAUAUUGAAGUUGAUAAUCUUGACCAUGGUCGG
This is a messenger RNA of Aspergillus fijiensis CBS 313.89, 3719 nucleotides long. RefSeq names its product putative histone transcription regulator Hir1 (gene hir1). Gene Ontology annotation, molecular function: protein binding; nucleosome binding. Gene Ontology annotation, biological process: chromatin remodeling; regulation of DNA-templated transcription; DNA-templated transcription. NCBI's taxonomy places the organism in Eukaryota, Fungi, Ascomycota, Eurotiomycetes, Eurotiales, Aspergillaceae. The transcript is spliced from 5 exons. Bases 316 to 3504 code for a protein of 1062 amino acids. The record is from RefSeq and is a predicted model, not a curated record. Gene Ontology annotation, cellular component: HIR complex; nucleus.